Messenger RNA from Vanessa tameamea, 1990 nucleotides. RefSeq names its product loss of visual transmission (gene lovit). The coding region runs from base 84 to 1889 and encodes 601 amino acids. Gene Ontology annotation, biological process: transmembrane transport. The record is from RefSeq and is a predicted model, not a curated record. The transcript has 9 exons. Gene Ontology annotation, cellular component: membrane. Lineage: Eukaryota; Metazoa; Arthropoda; Insecta; Lepidoptera; Nymphalidae. Gene Ontology annotation, molecular function: sucrose:proton symporter activity.
AUCUAAAUUACUCAAAGAAUAAUGAAUACAUUAUAAUCGGAUUUGUCUUUAUACUAAAUAAUACAAAAUAUUAAAACAGUAAUAUGGCUGAUAAAUUGAAUGAAUACCAAGGAGUGACGGGUCGCUUGCAUUCAACAAGGGACAAGUGCAAGGAACGAUGGGCUCAAUGGAAAGAGGAACAUCCUCAAGGAGUUAAGGAGGCGGUUAGAGAAGCCCUUUAUGCUAUACCAUCUUCUGACGAGCCUCCUGAACGAGUUGUUCGUGAAGGCGAAUACAGUGACCUGUUUAGGAGAAAAAACAGACUCGAAUUGAUGAGGAUAUCAGCAGCUGUGAUGGGUAUAGAAUUUUCAUAUGCCGGAGAAACCGCAUUUGUAUCACCAACACUUCUCCAAAUUGGUGUUCCUCAUCAACAAAUGACCUUGGUGUGGGCUCUAUCGCCACUGAUUGGAUUUUUCAUGACUCCAUUGCUGGGGUCCCUCAGUGACAGAUGCCCAUCGAAAUAUGGUAGACGGAGGCCUUUUAUUGUUCUAAUGUCAAUCGGAGUCUUUCUGGGACUCAUUUUAGUUCCCAACGGAGAAGACAUUGGUUACGCAUUAGGAGAUGAAGGUUCUGUGAACAGAACCGUAGUUCCUUCAGCUCUAGGACCGAGGAGUUCUGCUCUUGAAGUCCAAAAUAACAAUCAUCAUCAUUGGGGUGUACUCUUCACGGUACUUGGUACGGUUCUUCUGGAUUUCGACGCUGAUGCGUGCCAAAGUCCCGCCAGAGCUUAUCUCCUUGACGUGACAGUUCCAGAGGAUCACGCUAAAGGUCUGAGUACUUUUACCGUUAUGGCUGGCUUAGGUGGAUUUAUGGGCUAUGCUCUUGGAGGAAUAAAUUGGGAUGAAACUUCCUUGGGAGAAUUAUUCGGAGGUCACGUUAGGGCCGUAUUUUUUCUCAUUACAAUUAUUUUCAUUGUAUGCGUUACGGCCACAAUAACGAGUUUCAAGGAAAUACCAUUAAAUAAGAUCGAUGAAAAUGAUGAUUACAAUAAACUAGAUAACAAAGAUCAAUUUGAGGAACAUUUCGAAGAGAGUGAGAAUGUUGAAAGGAAUGGACUGAAGAAAGAGACGACUUCAUACGGAUCUUUAAAAAAAGCUGAUGCCCCAGUGGAUGACGAAAAUACUGGUAUUACAAUCAAGAUUCCAGUGGAGGGCCACACUGGGGAGCCACUUUCUCUGAAGCACUAUCUGAAGUCUAUUGUGUUAAUGCCAAAGUCAUUGCGUAUUGUGUGCCUAACUAAUCUAUUUUGCUGGAUGGCUCAUGUGUGUUACUCGCUCUAUUUCACUGAUUUCGUCGGUGAAUCUGUCUUCGGUGGAAAUCCCGCUGCACCUGUGGGCAGCGAAAGCCGUAUAAAUUACGAAGCGGGUGUUCGUUUUGGAUGUUGGGGUAUGGCAAUGUAUUCGCUGUCUUGCGCUUGCUACUCUACGGUAAUUGAGAAGCUCAUAAAAAUGUUAGGUGCCAAGAAAGUGUAUGUAGGUGGAUUGUGUACGUACAGCUGUGGCAUGCUUAUGCUGUGCAUUCUCCGAGCUCGUGCUGCCGUGCUGCUCUUCAGCUGGACUGCUGGAAUAAUGUACUCAACACUAUUCACCAUGCCAUAUUUACUGGUUGCUCAUUAUCAUGCAACGGGAAUGUGGGACAGCGAUGGUGGUGGUAGUGAACAGGAACGCGGUAUCGGCACCGAUGUGGCAGUGGUCAGCAGCUGUGUGUUCGUAGCUCAAUUAUGUAUCUCGGUGAUCAUGGGAUUCGCAGUAAAGAUCACUGGCUCCACGGCAGCUGUAGUCGCAGUUGCUGCAACGCUUGCUGGUGCUGCUGCUUUCACUGCCACCAAGAUAACAUACCUCGAUCUUUAAGCACAUAAUAUUGUAAAAUUUGCGAAAUGCAUACAUUUUUAUUUCUUAUAAUUCAGUCGUAAGUUUCAGUAGGUCAUUCUCGUUACAUAAUCCAUGAUGUU